This is a messenger RNA of Thyridium curvatum, 1149 nucleotides long. RefSeq lists its product as uncharacterized. The coding region runs from base 1 to 1149 and encodes 382 amino acids. The transcript is spliced from 4 exons. The record is from RefSeq and is a predicted model, not a curated record. Gene Ontology annotation, cellular component: nucleus; DNA replication factor C complex. Gene Ontology annotation, biological process: DNA repair; DNA-templated DNA replication. Lineage: Eukaryota; Fungi; Ascomycota; Sordariomycetes; Thyridiales; Thyridiaceae. Gene Ontology annotation, molecular function: ATP binding; ATP hydrolysis activity; DNA binding.
AUGUCAAACUUCUUCGAUCUCAAAGCCCGCAAGCAAGCGGCAGCCAAUGGCGCGGGCUCCAGCAAGCAGGAGAAGCAGACCAACGAGACCCCCAGAGCGCAACCUUGGGUGGAGAAAUACCGCCCCAAGUCCCUCGACGAUGUCACCGCACAAGACCACACAAUCACAGUCUUGCAGCGAACCCUACAGGCCUCCAACCUCCCUCACAUGCUCUUCUAUGGCCCUCCCGGAACUGGCAAGACGUCGACAAUCCUCGCGCUGGCGAAGGAGCUGUAUGGACCCGAGUUCAUGAAGUCCCGGGUCCUCGAGCUGAACGCUUCCGAUGAGCGUGGUAUCUCCAUUGUGCGCGAGAAGGUCAAAGACUUUGCGCGUAUGCAACUCACAAAUCCCGCGCCUGGAUACAAGGACAAAUACCCAUGCCCUCCUUUCAAGAUCAUCAUCUUAGAUGAGGCCGACUCAAUGACGCAAGAUGCGCAGAGCGCUUUGCGAAGGACCAUGGAGACGUACAGCAGAAUCACACGGUUCUGCCUGAUUUGCAACUAUGUCACGAGGAUCAUCGACCCGCUGGCAAGUCGUUGCAGCAAGUUCCGCUUCAAGAGCUUGGACCAGGGCAAUGCCAAGAAGCGGCUCGAGGAGAUUGCAGAGAAGGAAGGCGUUCCACUCGAGGAGGGUGCUGUUGAAGCUCUGAUCAAGUGCAGCGAGGGAGAUUUGAGAAAGGCCAUCACAUUCCUACAGAGUGCGGCCCGACUAGUCGGUGCGAGCGCCACCGCUCAAGGGAAUGGUGGUGACGAGAUGGAGGUCGAUAAGAAGGCCAUCACUGUGAAGAUCAUCGAAGAUAUCGCUGGUGUUAUUCCUGAUCCGACAGUGGAUACGUUGGUCAAGGCUAUACGCCCUACGAGCACGGGCGAGACGUAUCAGUCGAUUGCCAGAGUGGUUGAAGAUAUGGUUGCCGAUGGAUGGAGCGCCGGCCAGGUUGUGAGCCAGCUCUACCAAGCCCUGGUGUACGAUGAGACGAUCCCUGAUGUUCAGAAGAAUAAGAUCGUCAUGAUUUUUUCCGAAGUCGACAAGCGUCUGGUAGAUGGUGCAGACGAGCAUCUGUCGAUUCUCGAUCUAGCUUUGCGCAUCUCUGCGAUCAUGUCCGAGAGGUGA